Molecule: messenger RNA, 3801 nt
Organism: Trypanosoma cruzi
Lineage: Eukaryota; Euglenozoa; Kinetoplastea; Trypanosomatida; Trypanosomatidae
Exons: 1
Coding region: 1-3801 (1266 amino acids)
Source: RefSeq, a predicted model, not a curated record
AUGGAAGUUGACCUCUCCUUCAGAUCGAUCUCCGAGCUGCGAUUUGACCGAGCAGGGGCGUCGGAGGAGGAGGUGCUUGUCGCAGGUCAUGUGCGGUUGCUGAAUGUCUGCAACAACCGCAUUGAGCGUAUCGUUGGCCUUGGUGCCCUUUUUAACCGCCUCGCCCAACUAGAUCUUGCGCACAACAGCCUUGGCAGCCGUUCAGGCCCGGAUGCAUGCGUCUGGCUAGACGCUCUGCCGUCUUCACUCUGUGUGUUGAACCUCGCCCACAACGAACUGUGUACUUUUAUGACCAACGAGGCGGUGGAGAGUGGCGGUACGAAUAGAAGUGAAGGCUGUGGAAGCGCGUUUUUAGCGGCAGGAACCGCAUCAGAUGGAAUGAAAAUGUCUUUGGGACGCCUGCGUCGUGCGUGUCCAAUCACCGUGGCUUUUUUCUUUAACCGAAGGCGAUUUCCCCACCUAAGAAAACUGGAUCUUUCGUACAACGCGCUGAGCUUGACGCUGGAUGAGAGCGAAAUAGUGGAAGGGAUGUGGCAAGAAGUCGUGGAGCGUCCAGUUGCUUUACAUGCGUUCAACCAAGAGGAAAAAGCAGUGUGGUUACAAUGCACAACUUCUGCAGUGACCGUUUUGCAGUUGGAUGGCAAUACGCAUUUAUCCGCGCUCAAUGGUGUUCUCUGCGGAAUGGAGUCAUUAACCGAUCUUUGUGCAGCAAGCUGUGGAGUGUCAGAUUUGACGGCGGUUUCUGCGGCGGCCACGUUUUGCCCAAAGCUACAUUCUCUUGAUAUGCAUGGCAACCCUGUUGUGGAAGCGUUCAUGCGUGCCCCACAGACAACCAUUGCCACUUUUUUGGAGUUGUUGUUGCUACCUUUGAUCCUUUCUGAUUCUGGGGUGGAUGAUCAAGGGUGCGAUGGCAAUGAAGAGGAAUUUGAGAAGCGCUCUGCUCUUCAGUGUCUUGUCCGCGAAGUCGCCCAGCAGCAUAAUGAAAAAAUAGAAGCUCUUCUUUUACGUCAAGAACGUUCUGGUUGUAGUACACUAGCCGAAGUGCUAUACGCAGCACUUCUACAACAAGUCAUUCCACAGGUUGCGGAGCUCGAUGGGGGCGUGGAUGUGAAUGCGGCGCGUGAGGGGCUCAUGAAAGCAGCACGAGAGGUUUUCGAAGACGUCAUAAAAAAUAUUGAUAGAUCAAUCACAAAGAGGGGAGACGCCAAGGCUUCACGGCGUAGCAUGAAUUCACAGAUUAAUUCCUCACCAAUUGGGGAUCAAAAGGGACACCGAGAAAAACAAUCAAAACCAAUAGUCUCAGACGGGAGCGUAAAUACGUCCCAAAAUUCCUCGCAAGCUCAUAUGCGCGGUUCUAGCUCUGUUGGAUGGAGGGGUAGGGAAGUGUUCUCCGCCUCUGAGGAUUCGACCGACACCCUUCGCAGGCGUGAAAGAUCACGCAGUGCACAGAGCAUGAUGAAGAGAGGUGCCACCGUGGCUGCGCAACUUCGACCAGAAGUGCGGGUAACUGGUUCUGCCAGUAAAAAUACGCCCAUUAUCCCCUCCAGGAGGAUUGCUUCUAUUGGCGCUUUUGCACGCGAUGCAACAGAUGCGGAAAAUAGGGCCAGCGCGUACCUCAGCAAAGACUAUGAGUCGGCCACAGCAACGACUUCCAUGAAUGCAAGCAAUGGUAGCAACUCUGGCGCCAACUGCAAUCAUAGCUCUAUCCUUCAGCACAGCAGUCCAUUUUUGCAUCGAGAGGGGAACGGGGACACACCAACUGUAUUUCGCUCUUCUACCGUGAAAGCCGUUGGGACGCAAAAUGGCGGUGGCAGUUUUUGUGAGGAAAGUGGAGGAGGAAGCCGAUUUCAAAGUGCAAUUGCCGCUCUAACGCCAAUACUGAUGCAACGACUGAGAAGAGAAGGUUUACCGGACCAUAGUGCCAUUGCAAGUGACCCAAGUCGAUUUUCAUUGGAUGAUCGUGACACCUCCACAUUUUCGACUGGGACUUCGAAUAGCAACACAUUGACGGCGAAGGAAAAGCUAUUGCAACAAGCGCGAUUCCUUGAGGAGGCUCUCCUCGCUUCCCAGUCUCGACAGCGGGGCAUGCAGGAAGCUGUGUCACUGCUGAAAGAGCAACUCAAGCAAGAUCGUCGCCUUAUUGUUGAUCAACGAAAGGAGGCCGCACGGUUACGAAGAGAAUUAGAUCUUCUUGUUGAGUCGAACAAGCGCACAGCGGGUAGGGUAAAGAAACGGCAAAAGGAGAUUGCAUACGGAGCAGCCGCUCUCAGGCGGCGAGAAGAGGCGGCCCAAAGAAAAGCCGCAAUGGACUACAUUGAGCGGGAGGAGAAAUCGCUCAAGCAGGCCGAACGACGUCUACGGGAGAAGUUAGCGCUCAGUGGGGUGUGUUCUCCUACACAUCUGACGGACUCUUCCGGAAUUGUUCAGGCGACGACAGCAACUAGUGGGAUUGAGAAAAGACCACCACGGAAGACGCAUGCAGAUUUUCUUCGUGAGAAUGCCGCAAAGGAGCGAAUGGCCGCAAUGCGUCGGGCGGAUCCGCUCUCAUAUAGCCCACGUAAAUUUCGUCCUAGUGAUUACGGUCUAAAUGGGGGGGACGAAAGCAGCAAUCCGUGGACAAACAGCACCAGUGUGAACACGCAGGCGGAGAGGCGUCAACCUCUGCAGGAGACGGAGAGGUAUAGCAGAAGUGUUGACGCUGGUCGUGAAGAGAAGUCGAAUUAUGGAAAUACACCGUGGCGUGAUGGUGAGAGUAACUCAUCGUCAUCAUCAAUGCAGAGCACCAAAUCUACAAGGAGGGUAGGACAGGAGGAAAAGGGGCUGCAGUCUAUGUACGACAAGGGCUUCAGCCCAUACGGCGCUGUCGAAAAGAGUGACGGAGAGCAUGAUAAUAAAGGUAAUAAAUAUCGUCAUAAAAGCCUCCAAUGGUUGUCGCUCCAACAACUUUUUGAAGAGGCAGCAGCUAUACAACGUAGACAACGUAGCCUGAAUCAGCGCAUGAAUGGUGUCGUCAAUGAUAUGGGGAAUGAUGCCGAUACACGGAAUGGUGAGCUGGAGGAGCGUGAAAUGACAUUUAAAGAAGAGGUGCACCAUGAUGGCGAUGGUGACAAGAUUACUUUUGAAGAGCACACAUUGUCAAGAUGCAUGGGAGCAAUUCAGGGGGAAAGUAUUGCAUCGACGCCGUACGCUACUACCAAUGGGCCCUCAUGGAGUGGUGUAAAUAGCAAGACCCAGAAAAAUGGACUGAAUACAGACAACAAUGAUGAUGAUGAUGACUCGGUGGAUGUGGUUGUUCCGCUGGCGGAAGGUCAAUUGAAUGGUGACUUUUUUGUCAAAACCAUGACCCCUCAUUCCCCUUCUUCCUUUUCUCCAGUGACAAAAAAGAAAUUUACCGCAGACACGAAUUGGAAUACGACAGAGCCACAAGAACAUUACAAUGGUGAGGACAACUCUUUUUUGCCGUUUCCUGGUGCUGCAGGGGAGCACUUUUCCAUGGAUGCUUGCCGCAUAUAUGCAGAGAUACUGCGCCAACGUCAAGAACAAGAAAAAAAACAGGAAUCAUCUCAUCACCAGCAGCACGAGAAGGAGAUGAAGACGGGAGGGGUAAAUUUGGAGGAGAAAAAGCAAGUGAAGCGGGAAGAAUUGUCCUCUGCUUCAAAUGGGCCAAAGGAACCAUCGAGCACUAAAAAUGGGAGUGCUGCGUAUAAAGAAGGGGCUUUUGAGGAAAGCAGUGUAUGUGGCUUGCAUAUGGAAAAGGAGGAUAAUCCUGGUAGUGCGACACGGCGUGCACUUUUCACUUGA